Cylicocyclus nassatus is the source of this 3196-nucleotide messenger RNA. Lineage: Eukaryota; Metazoa; Nematoda; Chromadorea; Rhabditida; Strongylidae. The record is from the annotation of a GenBank genome assembly.
AGGAGCUGCAAUGCUAUGUGGCCGGUUUUUGUUUUAGUCUUGCAGACGGUGUCUGCUCUACGAAUGAGUGAAUGUGAGCCGUCAGCGCUUGGCAUGGAAUCCGGAGCCAUAACGGACGCGCAGAUCAGCGCCAGCAGCAGUUUCGACAAGCAGAGCGUUGGACCGCAGAACUCCAGGAUUCGCACGGAACUCGCAUCCGGAGCGUGGUGCCCGAAACCGCAAAUACACAGUAGCAGCUAUGAGUUUCUACAGAUAAACCUUGAAAAUACAUAUCUGGUGACAGCUGUGGAAACUCAAGGACGAUAUGGCAACGGCACGGGUCGAGAGUUCGUCUCUGAGUAUAUGAUUGACUAUCUUAGGCCAGGGAGCAAAUGGAUACGAUAUCGUAAUCGAACCGGACAUAUGCUGAUGACGGGAAAUGACGAAACCACAGAGGCUGUUCUACGAGUUCUCGAUCCACCACUGGUAGCUUCUAGGCUAAGAAUCGUACCACAUUCGAAACAAACCCGGACGAUUUGCCUGAGGGCAGAGCUGCACGGCUGCCUUCAUAAAGAUGGGCUGCUAUACUACUCAACUCUUCCGGGUGGAUCGCGUGUUGGUGAUGUGGAUUUUAGGGAUCCAACUUUCGAGAGUAGCGAUUUGUAUACUGAAACUGGAAUAAAGCGAGGUCUGGGCCUUCUUAGCGAUGGCUUCGUUUCCGAUAACUCACCUUUUGAUGAAACAAAUCCUAAUGGGUCUUGGAUAGGAUGGAGCAAACACCAUACAGACGGCACGGUCACGCUCCUUUUCGAAUUCGAUCAACUACGAAAUUUUUCCGAAAUUCUGCUUGCUGCCUAUGGUCAUCGCCUGAACAGCAUCGAUGUCAUUUUCAGUCAAGAUGGGACGAACUUCUCAUUAUCGUCACAAAUCUCUUCCUUAAACCGGCCUGCCCCAAAUUCUACAGCAAAGAGAUAUGAUCUCCGUAUUCCACUCCAUAAAAGAAUGGCAAAGAAAAUAAGAGUAACUAUCACUUUCACUGCGGAUUGGCUGUUCCUUACAGAAAUUCAUUUUUCAUCCGGUCAGUUACACGAGGUGCCGAUAGGGUAUAAUCUAUUCUACAAUGAAUCUUUCUCAAAUGUGGUCAUGGAAGAGAAUACGGUGCUCACUCGUAGAAGCGUCUUUGGAGUUGUCGCCCUCGUCGCAUUGUUCAUACUUUUGACAGCUAUUCUAUGUAUCAUAAUUCUGAUGAAACGAAGAAAAUCGGAGGACAAGCUUGAAAUAUUCGAAAGAGACAUCCGAAGAAAUCUUAUCAUUACCCAAGUAGGGGGUAAGACCGCCACCGAGGUGCUUCCAUCGCCAUCGGCGCAUCUGAUGGCAAAUUUUUACGCCUCGGACAAGACUACUAGCACGAGCCUUUCAUCCAAAAGUGCAUCACCGAAAUUUGGACCAGCCACAUGGAAUGACUUCCACUUCCCGCCACCUCCAUCAAUUCCCGAUGAGAGAAUCUAUGCGCAACCGAUUACACUGCCAUUAUCGAAUGGAAUUCAAAAGGAACCUGGAGGUGGGACCACCAUGAGGAUGGCAAGACGGUCUCCGGACUAUGUCGCUGUCCAUCACUAUGCCACCAUACCAGUCCGAGAUCAAGCCGAGAAGGUCUGUAAAAUCUCCAGCUCCCAGCUAUCCAUGGGAGCAGAACUUGGUGAGGGAAAACACACAAUCGUAAGAGAAUGCGCAGCCCUCGGAAUCGGUAACGUCGCCUACAAAACCAUCAAAGAUCGGAAUAACUCACAUGCUAGGAGUGCGCUUAUGGAUGAGAUAAAGAUGUUGGCCAUUGCCAAUCAUCCGCAUGUCGUUCAUCUGCUUGCCACUGAUGAGAACAAUGGACUUGUGUUAGAGUUGAUGACAAAUGGAAAUGUUAGGGAGUAUCUGAGGUCACAACGGAUACCUAUUCCAACAGCAAAGCUUCUCGCUAUAUGCGCCGACGUCUGUGAGGGCAUGCGCUACUUGGAGUCAGUUGGAGUUAUUCAUGGGCAUUUAACACCUAACAACAUACUUUUAGAUGAGAACUUGCGAGCGAAGGUCUCUUCACCUCGUGGGCCAGCACAUCAUGCCCAACUUCGAUAUAGCGCUCCAGAGAGCAUCUUGAAGAACUGCUUCUCGUCCCAGUCGGAUGUUUGGGCGUUUGCUGUAUGCUGUUGGGAAAUAGCUGAAACAUCUUGCACUAGAAUACCCUUCGAAACAUUUUCAAAUUCUGAUCUUGUCACUAAUGCCCAACUAAUGCUCAGCGGACAAGAAGAUGCGGUUGUACCAACAUUCACAGAAAGCGUUCCACGAGGCGUACGAGAUGUAUUUAUUCGAUGUUUUGAAGCCGAUCCUCAAGCUCGCCCAUUGUUCUCUCACAUAUCAUACUUUAUGAGCAAGUAUCAUGCUUCACUAGAUUAAUUUCUAUCCAUGGCAAUUCCUCGCUAACAGGGGAGCAAAGCUUUCACAUGUGAUUCUCAUCAUUGAAAUUCCUUGUGUAAUUAACUUGCCGAUAUGUCAAGCAUAUGACUAGGAUUUUCGAAGGGUCGAGAUAAGGAGCGACAUGCCUGGUUGCACUUUUUUGUGGUCGUUGGCCCUUUUGCACCACUACAGUAUACGACGUAUGUACAAAAAGUUAUAGUCGAGUUGUAGUCGUGCAAGAGGUUCUAAAAAGAGUUCGAAGUUAGAAGAGUCGACCAUGUGGAUUAGAUAUCCUAACAUGUUCUCCCGUUGUCGAUUUUUCUUCUGAGGACUCACGAUUUCGGUGCAUUAUACUGUAGCGGUGCAAAAGGGCCGUUUCUAGGUUUCGUGAUCUUCACCUACAUCAAAAUCAUAGGAUGCUAGCCAAAAGCCUGUCGUUCCUUACCCCUCCCACUCCUAGUCCCGAAUCAGACUAGGACUUCGUUGAAAUUCGUAAAACGGUGCCUUACCGUUUCAUCGCUCUCUCCAAGCCUCCAAUUUUUAUCUAAUAACCCUUUUUUCUUAGCACAUGUCACUGUAUGCAAAACUGCCGAAUGUUUCUUCGCUCACUCUUGGUAUUACUGCUAUCACAUCAUUAUGCGGUUCAGUUGAUUUUAGCAUAGUAACUCUGUUAUAGUAUUGUUCACACACAUUGUUUCCAUUCUUCUAUUCACGUGUACGUUUUGUUUCAGAAAUUUUUCUUGAGGCAAACACUCGCCGAAAGGCCCUAAAUGCA